This is a messenger RNA of Symbiodinium sp. CCMP2592, 1296 nucleotides long. The record is from the annotation of a GenBank genome assembly. NCBI's taxonomy places the organism in Eukaryota, Dinophyceae, Suessiales, Symbiodiniaceae.
AUGGCUUCCGUCACUGCAACCAUGAAGGCCAUCAACGAUGCGUGCCGAUCCAAAGGUGGCCACUACGCAACCUACAGCUGCAAGGUGAUCUCUUGGGAUGAUGUGAGCCGUGGGACAGUUGGUGGCUCAUUAUCUUGCUGGGGGGCAAACAUCACGGACACAUACCUCAAGAGCAAGAGUGGAACGCAGCUCUUCACGGUGCGCAGUGACAACUGGAAUGAGAAGCUGGGGGUCGUAUGUGCUGAUGAAGUGGCAGUCGUGGCAUCUCGCACAGGUGGAGCGCUGCAGCCAGUAACGCUUCGGACGAUGUUGCGGCAGAUGGGCGCUUACGGCAGCUAUGCUGGCCUCGAAGGGCAGACCGACGUCUCGAAUUCCACCUUGGAUUCACAGUGCUCCAUUCGCUUUCAGACAACUUUCAUUCCGGUGGAAGAUGGCCCCGAUGGCCGGGGGAAGCUCGAGUUUGCGACGGAGGCCUACAACUACAACACCAUGAGUGAUGCCGAUCCGCGCAAUCUCGUGUUGCUAUGCACUAGCCAGGGCAUGGCCGUCCAGCAAGAUGGGCAGGGUGCGAACAAGCUCUUUCACCAUGCGGUUGAUGACGAUGGCAAGAUCCGCCGCUACUGGCUGGAAGCCGAGGAAAGCCGCCAUCAGGUGGGUGGCGAGCAGCGAGAGACGGACCAGGAGCGGCUAGAAGCCUUGGCUCGCGGCAAGGCGACCUCGAGCGUCAUUGGCAUCCGUGCCAUGGGCCAACGCUUCAACGUGCUCAUGACCAUCCAGGUCCCUCUGCAGCAGCAGGCACGGCCCACGCGCGGAGCGGGAGCUUUUCCCGUGCUGGCUUGCACCUCCAUGUCAUCGUUUGGCAGUGCAUCGGGAGCUUAUGGCAUAGGCUCCGCCCCGCAGCUGUGCCUGCGCCUACGCUCAGCGGAGCCCCGCUGUGCUGUGCGAACAGGCCAAAGCAGCGCCGCGAGGGUCUCGCGUGGCACGGAGCAUGAUGUUUGGAAAGGCUUGUCCAUCAAAUCCCCCAAGCGAAACGCUACCGAGCAUGUGACCGUCACGGUUGUCAUAUACAACGCCGUCAAAGGGGGUGUGCCAACACCACAGGACGUCGCGGCGGCCAUCGAUGACCUCGAGAACCUGUACCGAGCUUGUGCUGACAGCGGUCGCUUGACCGAUAGCAAGUUCGACUUCAUGAAGGAGCAGCUAACAGUCGACGACGUGAUCGACAUUAAGUCGAAAUUGCAGUUUCAGCCUCCAGCUGUGGAUGUUCUCCAGCAUGACGUCUUUCCGACGGCUUGA